Messenger RNA from Ostrinia furnacalis (Asian corn borer), 1861 nucleotides. RefSeq names its product putative RNA polymerase II subunit B1 CTD phosphatase RPAP2. The record is from RefSeq and is a predicted model, not a curated record. Bases 119 to 1846 code for a protein of 575 amino acids. Lineage: Eukaryota; Metazoa; Arthropoda; Insecta; Lepidoptera; Crambidae. The transcript has a single exon. Gene Ontology annotation, molecular function: RNA polymerase core enzyme binding; RNA polymerase II CTD heptapeptide repeat phosphatase activity. Gene Ontology annotation, cellular component: nucleus; cytoplasm.
UGCUAGAUUCUAGAUUUUACAAAAUACAAAUUAAUUUUUGUUUGUGUACACGUCAAUUAAUUGUAUUUAAUUUAAAACCUAAUUAAAUUAAAUUAGUGUCUUAUUUUUUAUAUUUACCAUGGAGAAGCCAAAAAAGAAACCUACCAAGAUAGAAGAAAUGACCAAGGAGCAGAUACGCCAAGCUAUCGUCAAGAAACGAGAAUGUAAUGCAAAAGCUCAAAAUAUUGUUGAGAGUUUGCUCGAGAAAAAUAUAUCCGAGGAGUACUUCCUGCAGUGUUUGCCGGAUAUCAAUCAGUGUCACUUCGAGGACGUUGUGGAAGAAAGGGCUAUUUUACACAUGUGUGGCUACCCCUUGUGCCAGAAUAUACUGUCUAUCAAGGAUAUUCCAAAGCAACAAUACAGGAUAUCUGUUAAAAACAACAAGGUUUACGAUAUAACUACAAGGAAGAGCUUUUGCAGUAAUGGCUGCUACAAAUCUGCCACUUACAUCAAACAGCAGAUGCUGACCAGUCCUCUGUGGUUUAGGGUAUAUGAAGAGAUUCCAAAGUUCAAUUUGCUUCCUACAGGUUCUGUGGGAGCCUUAGGACAAGAGGUAGAUUUAGGAGUCGUGGAGAGAGCAAAACUCAAAACUGAAAGACCUUUUACCUCUAUCAAUGAUUUUGCUCAAGCUUCUAUCAAUGAAAUCACAGAUGAAGAUAACAAUGUAGAACAAAACACUAAUGAAUCAGAUGUAAGAAAUAAUCAAGAUAAAGCCAAGGAUACACCUCUUAUUGUACAAGAAAAUAAUAAUUUAAUAACUGAAGCAAAUGAAGCUAUAAUACAGAACAACCAACCAACAACAAUAGAAAAGGAAUCAAAAGAACAGAAGAAAAAACCUGUAGCAAAUCCUUUAAACAUUGUAGGAGAGAUUAUUGAAAAACCUGAACAGAAAAUUGACCCCAUUUUGUAUGACACAAAAACUGCAACAUCAAACAAGGAAAAUACAAAAACUAAAACAGUCCUCAAGAAAAAGCAACCAGUAGUCACUGUUCUAGCAAUUGAAGUAGAAAAAUGUUUAGCCCAGUGGUUCACUAUUGAUACAAUGCUUUUCCUCUUUGGAGAGGAGAAAGUCAAAGAAAUAUUGGCUGAUAAAGGAGAAUGCAUCAAAGAGUAUUUAAACAACUAUGCUAACAGUACAUUUUAUAACUCAAACAAUUAUGAUCAGUACCAGGCUUUAUGUAAAAAGCUUAAUAUGCUAGAACUAGAGGAUAGGCGGUAUGAUGCGCAAACAUUGCAGAAAGAAACAAAACCAUUGCCAGAUUACUCAAUUUUGCAGGAAGAGAGCAAAAAGAUGCAGCUGAAAGUGCGGGCAUUUUUAGCUGGGGAAACAGAAAUACCAGAUAUAUCAACUAAUGUUAUAGAAAAGCCUGAAGAAGCACCUGAAGAAGAUUCUCAACUAACCCAAUUGCCUUUAGUAGAUAAAAAUGCCCAAAAUGCUCUCAGACGAAGAAUAGUCUGUGAACAUUUGAACAAAGUACUGCCAGAUAUACUUAAAUCUCUAGGACUGUUAAGUUUGUCUAUAAGUUCUGAUGUUCGCCUCCUUGUGAACACAUUUAAGUUGAAAGCUAACAAUAUUAUGUUUAAGCCUAUCCAGUGGAAUCUUAUAGCAAUAAUAGUGAUAAAGUUAUUGUCAUUGAGAGAUAAGAGGCUUCAUUACUUGUUGGGGAAGCAAACAGCAUAUCAGCAUCUUCAGUUGCUCCUUUUAAGUUAUAAGCAAGAUGGUGGCUAUCUGGACAGGCUUAUAUCAUGGCUGACAGACAUUGAUCGGUUAUUGGACACAAAUGAUACACAACUAACUGUAGAAUAAUGUAGAAAAAAUAUC